AUGUCCAUGGACGAGAUCAUCAGCAAUUUAUGGAUUGGGGACCUGCCGAGCGCCCUCGACGCAGAGACACUGAGGGCUCACAACAUCCGCAGCGUCCUGACGGCCAUGCGCGGUCGGGUGUCCAUUCACGAGACGUUUAUCCGCUUCCAAAUCAACCUCGACGACACAGAAGACGCCGACGUCUUGGGGCACCUCGUCUCUGCGAUCGCCUUCAUCCAGGCCGAGCUGGACAAGGGGAGGGGGGUGUUGGUGCACUGCCAAGCGGGCCUCACACCACCAUAG
Molecule: messenger RNA, 282 nt
Organism: Fibroporia radiculosa
Lineage: Eukaryota; Fungi; Basidiomycota; Agaricomycetes; Polyporales; Fibroporiaceae
Exons: 3
Coding region: 1-282 (93 amino acids)
Biological process (GO): protein dephosphorylation
Cellular component (GO): nucleus
Molecular function (GO): protein tyrosine/serine/threonine phosphatase activity
Source: RefSeq, a predicted model, not a curated record